CGUUAUUGUUUCAUCAUCGAGUUAGCAUUGUUACAACUUCUUGAUGCUUAUAACAUUGUAACUCACGGUCCGUUUUGUCUUUGAUUUGGAUAAAAAUUGAACUGUCAAAACGGUACUACUUAGAAGGAAGACUAUCUUUUUGUUUAAAAAAAAAAAAAGAGCCCAAACAUAUUCCAUGUCACAAAAGUUUUAAAUUUUAAUGCGGACAAUGUUGGUCUGGGUGUCUGGGACCUUACCGUUUUCCUGAAUGUUCUAAAAAUCCCCCAUUAUCUUCAUCUUCAUCUUCAUCGUCUCUUCUUCAACCGCCCGCCGCCGCGAGAACCCCAUUCUAAGCAAUAAUAGAUGAUGGAUACCUUUCUCCUCACAGCUGCUUCUGCUUCUUCUUCGAAAGUUGGGAGUUUGGUACUCUGCUCUCAAAACCGCAACUUUCGCUCCAAAUCUGCAAAAUUGCAGCUCUGCUCCUCUUCUUCAACAUCUUCUUCUUAUUUGCCCCUUCCAUUUUCAUCUGGGAAGUUGAGAUUCUCGUCUCUCAUAGUAGCUUCUUCCACCAAUGAUAAUAAUAGCAAGAAGAAGAAUAAGAACAAAUCAGACAGCCAUAGUUUCUUUCCACGACCAGAUGAAAUCACUUUCCCUGAAGCCGUCCUCCUCAAAGAGGUGAAGCCUGGAGAAGAUGGUAAGCUUCUGCCUGAGUUUGCUGACGCGGAAGAACGAGCUCUUUUUGACUCCUUGAGUCUUCAGCUGGAGAGUGAUUUAGAUGUGGAAAGAAUGCGCCACUAUGAAGUUGUUUACUUGAUUCAUGAAGACCACAAGGAUAAGGUAGAUAGUGUCAAUAUGAUGGUUCAAGAUUUUUUGAAGGAGAAAAAAGGAAAGGUUUGGAGAUUCAACGACUGGGGUAUGAGAGGACUGGCUUACAAGAUACGAAAAGCGAACCGCGCGCACUACAUAUUGAUGAACUUUGAAUUAGAUGCCAAGUGGAUAAAUGAUUUCAAGGAGUUGCUGGACAAGGAUGAGAGAGUCAUUCGACAUCUUGUCAUGAAGAGGGACAAAGCGGAAACAAAGGAUUGCCCGCCGCCUCCGGACUACUAUUCUUUAUCCGGUGACGAUGAGGUAAUGGAUGAGUACGGCGAUGAAGAUGAGGGUAAUGAUGAUGAGAUUGAAGCUGAAUUGGAAAUGGAUGAUGAUGGUGAUGAUGAUGAUGAUGAUGAUGAUGGUGGUGGUGAUGAUGAUGACUUUGAUGGUGAUGAUGAUGGUGAUUAUGAUGAUGAAGAUGCUGAUGAUGAUAAUGAUGAUGAUGAUGAAUAUGAUGAUGAUGAUGAUGGAGGUAGCAGGCUGAGUAUUCCAAUUCUGACCAGAAGGGAAAAGGAAUUGGCAAGAGUGUAGGCAGGCUGUUUGUAUCUGGCCUCAAAGUACUAUUUUUUUUCUUUUUGUUUGAGUAUAUUAAUAUUUGUAUAUAUGCACCACUUUUUUUUAACCUAGUGGCUCACUAAGAUGCAGACCUAAUGACGUUUCAUUUGGGAAAAUCUUGGUUGUCUCUCGACCACAAGGCCUUAGCGGCCGAAAGCACUAUUGGUAGUAUGUCUUGUUUACUUGUGAAACGAAGGCUUUGUUUGAUAAUUGGUUGUUUUGUACUGAUUGGUUUAGUUGUUCGGUUGAUCAAAUGUCCGUGAAAAAAAUGUUUGGCAAACCCAUUUUAUAAAUAGCUGUUGUAGAU
Messenger RNA from Cuscuta campestris, 1711 nucleotides. NCBI's taxonomy places the organism in Eukaryota, Viridiplantae, Streptophyta, Magnoliopsida, Solanales, Convolvulaceae. The record is from the annotation of a GenBank genome assembly.